UUUUGUACGACCAUCGAGAGCUGAGGUCAUUGUGUACCGCCUCUCCCCUUGUCUACCUGAUCACAUCACAAUACAACCCACCAGUGACUGGUCAAGUUAGCCCGGCCUCACCUGAACAGCCUCGAGACCUUCCAUCUUAGUGUUCAUUCUACAGACUGGCUCCGAUUAUGGUUGCGACAUUUUCGCCGCACCGCGAUGCGGGUGGCACACUACACCUACCCUCGCACACGAGCAUUCACCAUAUGGAUGCGAACUCGGCCAUCCGACAACUGCGUCGGUCAUUGUCCCGCUCGCCGUCGAAGAGUUCUAACUUCUCAUUGCUUGCUUCUCGGAACCACUCGCCGUCUAAAACAACACCAUACAUCUCGUCUCCCUUGUCACCUUCACGAAGAUCCACUCAGAGCAACUUCGUGCUUUUCCCUAGCUCUUCUCAUCAGUCUCCAUUCGCAGUCCCGUAUCACCCAAGUGGCAAAAUUACGAGGCCAACGAUGCGCCGUGUGCGGACGUCUCCGAGGAGCCCCGUCAAGCGUGCUCUAAACAUAUCUACAGAUCAAGGCAAUGCAAAGCCUGCGCAGUCAACCCCAACAAUACCAGGCGUGGAGAACACACCCACAACACCUGGCCUUAUUCAAUCCGACAACGUGGCUGGAGAGACUUGUCCAACUGACACACCCGCGUGCACGGAACCUACCUUAGGGCCCCGCCCCGCCCUCUCUCGAAUCGAGAAGCGGCGGAGUGGAACGUUCGGCUCAUAUGCCACGGUUAGCCCGCUGAAACGAAGCGAUGGGAUUAUGAAUCUAGAUCGGGUGUCUCGCGGCAGUCCAUCGGCGAAGAGGCGAAGCGUCCAUGCGGCAAACUUGACGGGCGAGUUCAGCAUAUUCGACAACGAAGUCCCACCGAACGCUGCCGAUGAGUCUCCAGUCGAGACCUCCCCAGAGACUACCACGCCCUCCUUCCCUACCACAAACACCUCGUUCAGCCCGUUUGCCACCAUUCCCAAACGAUCCUCUUCUCUACGAAGGUCCACUCUCCAACAGCGCCAGAGUGACCGCUCCCUUUUUGCCCGGGCGAAGGCCAUGGACGAUACGUCCGAGUUCACAGACAGUGGAACCCCUCUCACUAUUGGACCUCGCAUGCCUCUGGAUCACAGUCUUUUCCAGCCAAGCCGGGACAGCCCAUUCGUAUCACGCCCAUCGCCUGGUAGCCCAUUGUUUGCGUCGACAAUGAACAAUGCCGAACACUCCCGUCCAGCUGCCCACCCCCUGUCCAGAACAAUCACGCAGUCCUCCUCUAGUUCAAGCCUUGCAGACGACUCCCCUACCCAUGAACCCAUUCACAAGGGUGAUCGUCCAAGAGGGAUCUUCAACUUCUCCAAAUCUCUUCCUGCGGGGACCGCUCGGCCUGCCCCAGUGCGGCAUCUCAACCGCGAGGAUUCGACAUCUUCCAUCGACUCCUUCGCCACUCCAGAGAACUACAAACUAGUCAAGCCUCUCCCAGCAGCAUUCAUGUCGACCGGUCUUAUAUCUAAGAAAAACCGCAACGCCGAAGAUUCUCAGAAUACGCUAGGAUUUAGCAAAAAUAUGCCCGAUACCCCAUGCAAACGGCCCAUUAACCUCUUCCCCACGGCCGGAAGAAUCCCGCCAGAGCGGCCCUUGGAAAUGUCAGGUUUAGUUCGACAGUCGGACACGAUACCCCCGUCGCCCUUCAAUCCUCCUAGCACGCGCCCCAAAUCCGGUCCCUUUGCACGAGGCAUGGGCAUCUUUGGAAGCUCUUUCAACCGGCCCGAGGUCUCUCGACGCGGCAGCUUUGCUAGUAUUGAUGGCGAUGAAGUGUUACCUUCGCAAUCGCCCUGUGGCCGCCACAAUAGUCAACCACUGAGCGAAUGUGACUUUCCACCAACUCCCACGAAGCAAACCUUUUUCCCUUCUCGAACUUAUCCGCCGCAGGUCUCGCAGAUUGCCUCUCUUGAGAGAUUGGCGGAGGCCAAGGGCACCACUUCAAGUCCCUUACACGACAGGUUCCAACGUGGCUCUCCACGCACGCCUCAAGACCAUUUCUUUCCCGACCCUAGUGGCCUUUCAAUCUCCAACGAUCAGCAGUCAAUUAAGCCCGAUUUCAAUUCUAACUUGCCAGCAACUCCCACUGGCCCUCGUGACUCUUUCCAAUCUGGAAAACGGCCUAGUCUUCCGUUGGCCGGAUAUCAUGCGCCAGAUGUCGAUCCCAGUUUGACUUCACGAUUUGAACGGGUCGAGCUUGUUGGCACUGGUGAAUUUUCGCAAGUCUACCGUGUUGCUGAGCCCCAUGAAUCAUCAAUGCCGUCCCUAUUCUCUGGCAAACUGUAUUCUCCCAAAGUGCAACCGGAACAGGUCUGGGCUGUCAAGAAGUCAAAGCAGCCAUAUUCGGGGCUCAAGGACCGCGAACGCCGCAUUCGUGAGGUAGACAUACUCAAGUCGCUUACAAACUUGGACCACGUCAUUUCUUUCAUGAACAGUUGGGAGGACAAUGGCCACCUCUACAUUCAGACGGAAUUUUGCGAGGAAGGUAGCCUGGAUGUCUUCCUUGCACAAGUUGGGCUCAAGGCAAGGCUAGACGAUUUUCGGAUCUGGAAGAUUUUGUUGGAGCUAUCGAUGGGUUUAAAACAUAUCCAUGACAUGGGCUUCAUCCACCUCGAUCUCAAGCCAGCCAACAUUCUGAUCACUUUCGAGGGUGUACUUAAGAUUGCUGAUUUCGGCAUGGCUGCACGCUGGCCAGCAGAAGACGGAAUCGAAGGUGAAGGAGACCGGGAAUAUAUUGGACCAGAGAUCCUGAUGGGCCGCUUUGACAAACCAGCGGACAUAUUCUCGCUAGGUCUCAUCAUGUUCGAGAUUGCCGGGAAUGUUGAGCUGCCUGACAAUGGUCUUUCAUGGCAAAAGCUCCGCAAUGGAGACAUGAGCGAUAUUCCCAGCCUGACUUGGAGCUUCGAGACCAGCAUUUUCCGCGAUGCGUCCGGUAACCCCGUCUCGGAAGAACCAUCGUUCGAAGAGCUAUGUGCCUCGGACUUUGGAGAUGAUGAUUUCGGGACGGAUAGUUUCCUUGGAGUUCGCUCAUUCAGCAAGCGGAAUCCGACCUCUCUGGCCCAGAUCGGAGAGCUCGUCGAUCCUCCUAGCUUCAUGGUCGACGCUGGUCACGACCAGGCUUUGGACAAGGUCGUGCGAUGGAUGAUCUCCCCCGAACCGCUCGAUCGGCCCACUGCAGACCAAGUGCUAGAAACGUUCGGGGUCCAAUUUGUUGCCCGUCGGCGUCGGGCCGGGGCCACCGUCUAUGAAGGCAACUGGGGUCCUGCCGAUGAGGUUCUAGCGGAAGACGCCGAGAUGAUCGAUGUUUAAUCACCACGACUUACCAUAUCUAGUGCAUUUGGACGGAGUUGGCGCUUUCCUUUACAAUACCAUCUAAUGACGGCGUUUAUGCGGAGAUCCGAACUUUUGAUAUUAAUGCUCCUUUACUCUCGAUGACCUUGAUGUGAUCGGGAUGAUUUUACCGACCAUCCUUC
Messenger RNA from Aspergillus sclerotioniger CBS 115572, 3529 nucleotides. RefSeq names its product tyrosine protein kinase SWE1. Gene Ontology annotation, biological process: protein phosphorylation. Bases 168 to 3365 code for a protein of 1065 amino acids. The record is from RefSeq and is a predicted model, not a curated record. The transcript is spliced from 2 exons. Gene Ontology annotation, molecular function: protein kinase activity; ATP binding. Lineage: Eukaryota; Fungi; Ascomycota; Eurotiomycetes; Eurotiales; Aspergillaceae.